Molecule: messenger RNA, 3976 nt
Organism: Tripterygium wilfordii
Lineage: Eukaryota; Viridiplantae; Streptophyta; Magnoliopsida; Celastrales; Celastraceae
Product: formin-like protein 5
Exons: 7
Coding region: 615-3557 (980 amino acids)
Biological process (GO): actin nucleation; actin cytoskeleton organization
Molecular function (GO): actin filament binding
Source: RefSeq, a predicted model, not a curated record
UUACAAAAUCUACGGACGACUCACAAGUUUAUGGUUUUCCUAUUUUGUCAGCUUUUCCUGUAAAACCUUAUUGGGGAAGAAAUCUCUUCCAGGUCAAACUUUUCUACACACGCAUCAUUAACAGCUCAAUUUUUUUAUGCACCUUUUUUCUUCAUUGGAUCUGGUCAUUAACUCGUAAUAGAAACACCCUUUUGAAUCUUUCACGCUUUUUUUGGCUUUUACAUUGCGGAUCUUUUUUAAGGGUGUUUGUCAUCUGUAUAGGUCCAAAGGGAAGGCGUAUUUUGAUUCCAAUUCGUGAUAAAAAGGUUCCUCCGAGCUAUCAUUGAUUGGGGUUUUGAUUGAAAUUUUGGCGUGUUUUUGGAAGAUAAGUUCUGGGUUGUUGUGUUCGGUUCAAAGUUUGAAUACUUGAGAACAAUUUGCAUCUGGGUAUUUGAGAAGUUUUAUAUACAGGUUGGUGAAUUGGGUAGUUUGAAGGUUUUCAAGAGCAGAAUCGGAUUGGUAUCUAUCUAAUGCAGUAGAAUCGAGCCUUUUGUGGUUUUUUUCAAGGAGUUCUAGGGUUUUGCUUGUGGAGGGUUUAGGAUCUGAUGAAAUGAAAAGGAUAGUCUCUGGUUGGCAUGGUGAUUCAAGGUCAAGGUCAAAUGAGUAUCAUAAGAAUGAGUUAUUUCAUUGUCUUGGUGUUUUUUGUUUGCACUGCGAAGACUACGAGCUUCGAAUACAGGAAGGCAGCAGAGGAUGCAUUUUUCAGCCAACUAGUUGAUCCGGCCACUGGCGAAGUUGAUGAGGAAAUGGCAGAGCAAUUAUGGAUCAGUUGCAGGCUAGAUUUGAUCCAUUUGAAGGAAGCUAAUGAAGGACCCGGGUUUUGUUUUCCAGAAGGAACAUGUGAUUGGACAGAUGAGAUUGGUUCAAAAAGUAGGCCUCUAGCAAAAGAAAACAUGCAGAAGUUGUUUGAUUUCCUGCAACCUCAGUUAAGACAAACUCUUUUAGAUUGUGUGAGGAAAAAAAAUCUUCAAGUACCUGUAUCUGGAGACAGUCCUGGUCUUUGGACUCGGUAUGGGAAGAAUCUUGAGACCAUGUUUCCCAGGUUUCGUGCUCCUAAAAGAAUCUUGCUUCAGAGCAUCGGUGUGUCACCUGCCCCGUCUCCUUCCCCUGCUGACGGGUUACCUAGUUUCAGUCCAUCACCAUCCCCGGAUAUUGCCCCCUCUCCUGAUGUGGGUCCUUCCCCAUCUGAAGUCUCUAAUGCUCCUAGUCCUGAUUUGCGUCCACAAAGCUCUUUCUUUCCAUCUGAAGACCCCCCUGAACCAAGUUUACCUCCUCCAUCUGAUGCCAGAUCUUCUUCGGGUCCCAAUAGUGGUUCUAAUGGUAAUGCAGAUAAGAACAAAAGCAGUAGAAAAACUGUUGUUAUUGCUGUUGUGGUAACUGCAGCAGUGACACUUAUUGUGGCAGCAUCCCUUUUUCUGUGCUGUUCAAAGGUCUGUAGAACUGGCUCUGGAGUUAAACGAAAUGAUGAGAGGCCCCUUCUUAGCCUAAGUUUAAGCGACUACUCUGUUGGUUCUUCACACAAGUCAUUUGCAUUAGGAAAUACAAUUAAAGAGCAGAAGCUUGGUCAUCAAUCUUUUGGUAAUAACUCAAUCUAUACAGUUGAUGAAAACUCCUCCUUAGGUGACAUUGGUGCUGCAAAACAUUCUGCUGAAGCCUUUGGAACAUUUGGUAUUGGUACACAGUUACCGCCUCCUCCUGGAAGGGUGGGUAGAGCCUCUUCAGGACUGCCUACCUUGAAGCCCCCUUCUGGCAAGGCAGAGCCUCUCCCUCCGGAGCCAUGUGCUUCUCUUAAGCCUCCUCGCAGCAUGGAUGGCCCUCCUCCUCCUCCUCCUCCUCCCCCUCCCCCUCCCCCUCCCCCUCCCCCUCCCCCUUCAGUAUCACCUCCCACACUGAAACCUCUUGGCAGUGCUGGCCCAGCACCUCCUGGACCACCUCCUCCACCACCCAUUGCCCCAGGUGCCAAACCUAGUUCUCGCCCACCUCCUCCUCCCCCAAAAGACGGUAUUGCCCCCCCACAACCUCCUCAACGAAUGGCCUUAGGUUCUAAGGUUCCUCGGCCGCCUGUUGGCCUGAAACAUCCUUCAAAUACAGGAGAUAGUGAAGGAGCUGGCUCAGGGGGUGAUGAUGGUUCUAAAGCCAAGCUGAAGCCCUUUUUCUGGGAUAAAGUUCUAGCAAACCCUGAUCAGUCAAUGGUUUGGCAUCAGAUUAAGUCUGGAUCGUUCCAAUUCAAUGAGGAGAUGAUAGAAACUCUGUUUGGGUAUACACCUGCUGAUAAAAACAAAGGGGGUCACAAGAAAGAGUCUUCCUCUCAAGAUCCUUCACCUCAGUACAUUCAGAUCCUUGACCCAAAAAAAGCACAAAACUUAUCAAUUCUUUUGCGUGCGUUGAAUGUGACAAUAGAAGAAGUUCAUGACGCACUUCAAGAAGGAAAUGAGCUACCUGCGGAACUUCUUCAAACUCUGUUGAAGAUGGCCCCAACUGCAGAUGAAGAACUGCGUCUUAGGCUGUUCAGUGGUGAACUUUCUCAACUAGGACCUGCCGAGAGGUUCUUAAAAGCCAUGAUGGAAAUUCCAUUUGCUUUUAGAAGGAUGGAGGCUCUGCUUUUCAUGGGUACCCUUCAGGAGGAUGUUAAUAAUACAAAAGAGUCCUUUGAAACAUUAGAGGUUGCCUGCAAGGAACUCAGAAAUAGCCGACUAUUCCUAAAGCUUCUUGAAGCUGUUCUCAAAACCGGCAACCGCAUGAAUGAUGGAACUUUCCGUGGUGGGGCACAAGCAUUCAAACUUGACACACUUCUGAAAUUGGCUGAUGUUAAAGGAGUAGAUGGGAAAACAACACUCUUGCACUUCGUUGUCAAGGAAAUAACUCGCUCUGAAGGUUUGAAGGCUGCCCGAUUAGCAAGGGAGAACCGAAGCUUAUCAAGCAUCAAAACAGAUGAUCUUCUUGAAGAAACUACUGAUGAAACAGAAGAGUACCAUCGCAACCUUGGUCUUCAGGUGGUUUCAGGUUUGAGCAGUGAACUUGAAAAUGUAAAGAAAGCAUCGGUUCUAGAUGCUGACAGCUUAACUGGAACUAUUGCAAAACUUGGCCAAGCACUGUUAAAAAUCCGUGAUUUCCUGAACAAAGACUUGAAGAGUAUUGAUGAAGAAAAUGGGUUCCACCAAACAUUGAAGAGUUUUGUGCAGAAUGCUGAGGUUGAUGUUAUGUGGUUGCUGGAGGAAGAAAAGAGAAUCAUGGCUCUGGUGAAGAGCACUGGUGAUUACUUCCAUGGGAAUGCUGCCAAGGAUGAGGGUUUACGAUUGUUUGUCAUUGUACGAGAUUUUUUGAUAAUCUUAGAUAAGGUAUGCAGAGAGGUAAGGGAGUCCCAAAAUAAAGAAAAAUUCCAGAAAAAGAAUGCGCAGACUGCACCAACUUCGUCCGAUCCACGUCAACAACCAUCUCCUGAUCCACGCCAGCGUCUUUUCCCAGCAAUUGCAGAUCGACGGAUGGAUUUUAGUUCUAGUUCAGAUGAUGAGAGUUGAUAGAUUACAUUUGGAGAAGGUGGCAGCUGUUAUGAUUGGAAUUGAGCCAGAUGAGUUGGUCCCGGGAAUCCUUUGCAUACGGCUUUUGUUGCCGAAAUCAAAUCGAAAAAGGGGCAGAUCCGGUGGUCAUAGUUUCUCCUGCUGCCUGACUGUAUAGCUCACAAUCACCAGUAUAUGGUCUGCAUUAUCAUCACCGGAGGGCAUUGGUAGAGGUACCACAGUUCGAUCGGACAGUACCUUGACACAAACCAACUUGUGAAUUAGUAUUAGUUAGAUGUGAUUAUUUGUUCUUUUAAUUUAUCAUUCUUUGAUAACUUGGACGGAUUAAAGAAAGAUCUGUAGCAGAACAGUUUUGAAAUCAGGAAAUUACUGUCAAUGUAUGUGAUUUACUUAAAUGAUAAGUUACUUGUUUCCUUGAA